Molecule: messenger RNA, 1272 nt
Organism: Pochonia chlamydosporia 170
Lineage: Eukaryota; Fungi; Ascomycota; Sordariomycetes; Hypocreales; Clavicipitaceae
Product: 26S proteasome non-ATPase regulatory subunit 11
Exons: 3
Coding region: 1-1272 (423 amino acids)
Biological process (GO): ubiquitin-dependent protein catabolic process
Cellular component (GO): proteasome regulatory particle, lid subcomplex
Molecular function (GO): structural molecule activity
Source: RefSeq, a predicted model, not a curated record
AUGGCGGCCGCCGACUCGAGCCGGCUCCAAGAAGCCCAGAAGCUUGCCAAAACCGACCCUCGAAAGGCUGAGGCCAUCUACAAAGAAAUCACCUCCAAGGCGCCCGCUGCCACAUCCGAUGCUGCCACUCGCGAGUAUGAGUCGGCCCUCAUCAGCUUGGGAGAGCUGUACCGAGACGAAAAGAAAACACAAGAAUUGGUCGACCUUGUUCGCGAGAGCCGUUCAGUAUUUUCGUCCUUUGCAAAGGCGAAAUCAUCAAAGCUUGUCCGACAAUUACUUGACCUCUUCAAAGAAAUCCCCAACAGCACCGACAUCGAAGUACACAUCACAAAGGACUGCAUCGAAUGGGCCACUGCCGAGCGCCGCGCCUUCCAGCGCCAGGACCUCGAAGUCCGCCUCGUCGCCCUCUACAUGAUCAAACAGUCCUACUACGAUGCCCUCACCCUCAUCAACAGCCUCCUCCGAGAGCUGAAGCGCCUCGAUGACAAGCUGCGCCUGGUGGAAGUCCAACUCCUCGAAUCAAGGGUGUACCACGCGCUCGGCAACAUCCCCAAGGCCCGUGCCGCCCUCACCACAGCGCGAACAAGCGCCGCGAGCGUCUACACCCCGCCCUUGCUACAGGCCAAUCUCGACAUGCAGAGCGGCAUGCUGCACGCCGAAGACAAGGACUUCAACACCGCAUUCUCCUACUUCAUUGAGGCGCUGGAUGGGUACCACAGUCUGGACGAGAGCCCCAAGGCCCAAGCCGCCCUGCAGUACAUGCUCCUCUGCAAGAUCAUGCUCAACCUCGCCGACGACGUGAACCAGCUCAUGUCCUCCAAGCAAGCGGUCAAGUACGCCGGCAAGAACCUGGAGGCCAUGAAGGCUAUUGCCCGCGCACACUCCAACCGCUCCUUGGAAGAAUACGAGCGCGCUCUGUCGGCGUACCGCUACGAACUCGGCAGCGACGCCUUUAUUCGCAACCAUCUGCGCCGAUUGUACGACGCCAUGUUGGAGCAGAAUCUCAUCAAGGUCAUUGAGCCGUUUUCCCGCGUGGAGAUUGACCACAUUGCCAAGAUGGUUGGUCUGGACACCCAGCAAGUGGAGCGAAAGUUGUCGCAGAUGAUUUUGGACAAGGUCAUUAUCGGUGUCUUGGAUCAGGGUGCGGGCUGUCUCAUCAUCUACGAUGAGACGCAGCGCGAUGAAUCGUACGAUGCGGCGCUGGCAACGAUUGAGAAGCUGAGCAACGUGGUGGAUGUGCUGUAUACAAACCAGGCUUCCAUGCUGGAGUAA